AUGGCCUGCCUUCCCGAUGCGAGCUGCCAGCGCGCGCACCCGUGUGCUGUGUGGCACUUGCGUGCCUCGGCAGACCAAACUCCAAUCAGUGGUCCGGGCUCGGCAGCAUCCGCCGGCCUUAUCGGUGGCAUCGCAGUUGCUGUGACGCACCCCCUGCGACCCAGGGCCAAGCAUGCUUCCACUCGGAAGAGAGCUGGGAGGUUCCCAGGUCCGAGACCUUGCUGUGCCCAAAAGGCAACGACUGCUCAAGGUGGCGAGGACGCAGAGAAGGAGAGCAGUUUGGCAUUCUUGACAGAUGAGAAGCAGCUGGAUGCACAGAUUUGGACACUGGCCCUUCCGGCGUUCAUUGCCCUUUGUGCUGAGCCCCUGCUAUCGAUCAUCGACACAGCCUUCGUCGGCCGCCUGCCUGAUGCUGCCUUGAGUCUGGGAGGGCUUGGUGCGGCUACUUCUGUUUUCGACUUCGUCUUCCGCUGCUACAACUUCCUCUGUGUGGUUCUGGUCCCUUUGGUUGCCGAGGCCGUGAUUGCGAAGAAGAGGGGAGAAGCUACAGAGGACCCGGCGGACAUUGUGGGCCGAGUGAUCGGGCUGGCUGCUGCUUUGGGCUUCCUGACCUGGGCCCUAAUUGCCUUCGGCUCUCAGAAUGUCCUCGAGCUUGCCGGUGUCUCCGCUGGCACGAGCCUGGGGACGGUGGCCGACGGAUAUCUCCGCAUUCGAGCCACUGCGCUGCCUGCCAGCCUCGUUAACACCGUGGCUGUGGGGGCUUUCAGAGGCCACCUGGACACCUCCACGCCACUGCUGGUUGUUCUGGUCCAGACCUUAUCUGACGUGGCCUUGGAUGCGGUGUUUGUAUACGGGGUGGCACCACUUGGCAUACCGGCCAUGGGAGUGGAUGGUGCGGCUUGGGCUACAGCCUUGUCGAUUUGGAUUGCGUGCAUUUGCUUCGCGGUUCUUCUGUCGCAGAGAGGCUAUGUGGCUUGGAAGUCUGCUCUGUCCUGGCCUACUGCACUGCAAGAGCUGCAGCCGUUGAUUAUUGGGAGCUUGUCGCAGCUCAUCCGGACUCUUUCCCUGCAAGCAGUGCUGUUGGAAUUCACACGGACCGUGGUGGGUCUGGACGCCACGGGCCUUAUUGCAGCCGCACAUCAAGUGGGCCUUCGUGUUUGGUACUUUGCCCUCUUUGCCUUGGACUGCAUUGCCGUCUCUGCGCAAGGACUGGUUCCGGUGGCGCUGGCAACCGCCGGCGUUGCCAAAGCUCGCUGGGUCUCAUCUCGCUUGCUGCUUUGGGGUGGGGUCGGCGGCACCCUGUCCGGCCUUCUGAUUGCCAGCCUAGCCAGCUCUAUUCCUGCCUUGUUCACGAACGACGAGGUCGUGGCGGCGACGGCAACUCCUUUGAUCCUGACCGUGGCAGCAUUGCAGCCGAUUGCCGGGGUUGUGUUCACGUGGGAUGGACUCUUUCAGGGUCUCUCCGACUAUGCCUACCUAGCUUUGGCCAUGGCAGUGGCUGCGCUUGCGACCCUGGGUCUGCUCCAGCUGGACUUCUUCAGUGGCUCUCUUCAGGGAGUCUGGGAGCCCCGCGGUGGAAAAUACGAUGCCGGAGAGGUCUCAAAAAGGCAGCAGCUCGAGCUGGCGAAGCAGCGUGUUGCAGAAGCGGGAGUAGACGACAAGGUCAGCGUGAUAUUCUGUGACUACCGGGACGUGGUUGCCCGGUUCGGAGCGGAGUACUUCUCCAAAGCUGUGAGCGUGGAGAUGAUCGAGGCAGUUGGCCACGAGUACUUGCCGGUCUACUUCCGGGCUCUGGACCAGUGCCUGAAGCCUGGGGGUAUGGUGGCAAUCCAAGCCAUCUGUGUGCCAGAUGAGCGCUACGAGUCAUAUAGGAAGGGAUCCGACUUCAUCCGCGAGAAAAUUUUCCCGGGCUCGCACUUGCCAUGCCUGGCUGAAAUCCACCGCUCGUGUUCCCAGCUCUCGUUGAGGGAGUGUGCAGCUCCUUUCUCCCUGGGCCUGUCGUAUGCGGCCACUCUCAAAGAGUGGAGGCGGCGAUUCACGGUGAACGAAUCCCAGAUCCGGCAGCUGGUGAGCAGCCGCAGCGGCGAGGGCUUCGACGAUCAUUUUGUCCGUCGGUGGAACUAUUACUUUGCGUACUGUGAGACUGGCUUCCGCUUAAAGCACAUCGACGUUUGGCAGCUCUGCUUCCUCAAGGACGUUUCCCUGGCAGAGCGU
Molecule: messenger RNA, 2214 nt
Organism: Symbiodinium necroappetens
Lineage: Eukaryota; Dinophyceae; Suessiales; Symbiodiniaceae
Source: the annotation of a GenBank genome assembly